CCAAAAUAUUUUCACUUCAAACCGUGUUUAUUUUUACGUAAUAUUGCACUAAACAAAAUGUCAGUGUUUUGGUAAACAAAAAUGAUCAAAUGCAUCCUGUUCUCGGAAAGACUUGGUCCCUUAACUUAUAUACUGGGAUCAACACAAAUUAGAACUUUGACAAUAGUGACCUACACACAAAUCGAAGAAUGCUACAACAUCCUGAAAGUCCCACUUAAUUCUAAGCAACAUGUAGUGCGAGCAGCGUUUUUAGAUUUGGCCAAGAUUUACCACCCUGAUUCUGGUUCACCAGAAGCUUGUAUUGAGAAAUUUGUAGACAUCGAAAAUGCGUUCCGUAUACUUACUAAGCACAACACGGGGAAGAGCAGCCAAGAAGAUGUGGAGAAAAUAGUACAUGAUAUUAGACACACAGCGCCACAGCACCGGCAGUACCUGAGCUUCGACGGCGUAGGCUACGGCACACCGUUCCAGAGAGAGAAGCAAUGGGCUCAGGCCCGCGCUCAGCGAGCUGCAUCCAACGUAAUGGAGCACCGGGUCUCUAAAGCUGUAGCUUCGGAGAACACACUUAUGAAGAAGGGUCAGGCUUACGGAAAGAAGCACGACAUUAAAACGAAAUACGGCUUCGACCGUCUAGUGGAAGACCUUAUCCAAGAAUCGAUGUCGAAAGGCGAGUUCGAGAAGCUCAGCGGCAUUGGCAAGCCCUUGAAGGAUCAGAACACAAACCCUUACGUCGACUUUACUACGCACAAGCUGAAUGAGGUGCUAAUAAACAACGGUUUCGUCCCAGAAUGGAUAACGAUGAACAAAGAAAUAGACCAGGACAUAGAAGCCCUAAAGGACGAGAUCAGACGCGACAGGAGCUACCUCGGCCCUUACCCUUUAUCAGAACAAGACAUCCCAAAAUGGGACCGCAUAUGCGAAGCGAACAGGGAACUAGCCAAAUCUAUAAACACUAAAAUUAAUACGUAUAAUUUAAUAGUCCCUUUGAUAAAUAAUCAGAAAUUCCAUGUAGAUUUCGACAACAUAUGCGAAGAUGUUUUGUUGAGUGGAAUACAUUCAGUUAAACCAGAUACUAAUGUGAAAGAAAAGUCUGUACCUAUAGUUUCGAAUAGCUCAGACCACGAUUUUAUUGGAGUGUUUUUUAAAGCUUUAGGGGAUUUAUUCACUUUCAAAUCUAAGAAAAAUGUAGAUAGUUAAGUGGAAUAUUUAUUCAAAAAGUGGCCAUAAGCCGACAUUGA
This is a messenger RNA of Cydia amplana, 1238 nucleotides long. RefSeq names its product dnaJ homolog subfamily C member 28. Lineage: Eukaryota; Metazoa; Arthropoda; Insecta; Lepidoptera; Tortricidae. The record is from RefSeq and is a predicted model, not a curated record. The transcript is spliced from 5 exons. Bases 82 to 1197 code for a protein of 371 amino acids.